Molecule: messenger RNA, 8563 nt
Organism: Lampris incognitus (smalleye Pacific opah)
Lineage: Eukaryota; Metazoa; Chordata; Actinopteri; Lampriformes; Lampridae
Gene: sema7a
Product: semaphorin 7A
Exons: 14
Coding region: 90-2066 (658 amino acids)
Biological process (GO): axon guidance; negative chemotaxis; integrin-mediated signaling pathway
Molecular function (GO): integrin binding; chemorepellent activity; semaphorin receptor binding
Source: RefSeq, a predicted model, not a curated record
UGAAAUACCUCGACGACGCAGAGCCGUCGACGCGUAGUUGCAGCCAUGGCAAUGCUGUAGCGCGGCAUGCUCCGCGGCGGAGACCCAACAUGAGCUGGUUAGUCGGCGUUUCCAUCUGCCUCGCUUGGGAUUUCCAGUUCGCGCUAAGUUCUGGAGCGAGUGACGCGCCGAGUCUUGGACUGACAAACACACCCAGACGCGUCCUGAGCCCAGACAGAAUCUGUGGUCGACUAGAAUACCCAGUCUAUCAAAACCAUACGGUGUUCUUCCAUCGAGACGGUUCUGACGAGCUCUAUGUUGGAGGGACUGACUAUGUGUUGAAAAUUAACGUGGACGACAACCAGGUUAUUGAGGAAUUCCCACUUAGAACGACAGCCCAGCAGGAGUGCUCGGAGGGCCUUUGUUACAACGUCGUCACUGUGAUUCAGGAGUUCCAGGAUAGCUUGUUUGUCUGUGGAACCAACGGAUACAAGCCAAAGUGUUGGAAACUGUAUUCCCGGGUGCACAACCAGUCGCGUGAGAUAGUGGAGAGUUAUGAAGGCACUGGCAUAUCUCCAUUUGCUUACACCCAGAACUCACUGUCCCUCACAGCAGAUGGGGACCUGUACACAGCGGCACCUUUAGGCAGCGAUGGAAGAUCUCUACAAUUUCGAAGGAAAGCCGGCGGUAGAGCCAAUUUAUGGAUGUAUGACAACUGGGUGUCAGAGCCCACCUUCGUCGCUGCAUCCUGGGUGGAGCGAAAAGAAGAUCCCGAAAAUGACAAGAUCUAUGUCUUUUUCCGAGAAAAAAACUCUGACAGCAGUCCCGAAGCAGACCCUUGGGUUUCCAGUGUGGCCAGAGUCUGCAAGGUUGAUGAGGGUGGGUCAAAAAGAUUCUUCCAGAACAUAUGGACUACUUUCCUAAAGGCCCGGCUUGUGUGUGGGUUUCCGAAGGAGUCACUCUAUUUUAACCACCUUCAGGACGUCUACGUGGUGCAAGCCGAGGACUGGCACAACACAAGCGUCUACGCCCUUUUCACAAGUAGCUGGAAUUCCACGGCCGUUUGCAUCUAUUCUAUGGCAAAGAUCGAUGAGAUCUUUGAGAGCUCCACCUUCAAGGGCUACCAAAAAGACAUCCCAAACCCUAGGCCCGGAACCUGUGUUAAAAACAGCAGGAGCCUUCCGCUGGCCACUGUCCUCGUCAUAAAGGAUCAUCCAGAAAUGAAGGAUUGGAUUCACUCAGUGCACCAUCUUAAUCCAUUCUACAUAAGCAACAACAACUAUACCAAGAUAGCCGUGGACAGAGUCCAAGCUGCAGACCAGCGGAUAUACAACAUCUUGUUCCUUGCCACUGACUCUGGCAAGAUCCAUAAAGUCUUAGAGUCUGACUCCGAAGCUUUCAUCAUCUCUGAGACUCAUCUCUCCAACCACUCGGCCAUCCAUUCAAUGAGACUUGACACGAAAAAGAAAAAGUUGAUAGUGGGCUUUUCGGAGCAAAUCGUCAGCUUGGACCUUCAGAAGUGUCAGGAGUACAACAGCUCCUGUGAAGAGUGCGUCCUGGCCCGCGACCCAUACUGCGCAUGGACCGAGAGUGGAUGCACCUCCAACACGUCGGGGGGCAUCCAGAAUAUCAGCGGGGGAGAAACAAAUGUGUGCCGUCAAACGGUAGAAGGCCCCAAAAGUCUUAACAGGACCAAACGGGAGACCCCCUCACCUUCGCCAUUGUCUUCAAGGGCAGUUCACUCCGUACCCCUGGACAUCCCUUUCUACUUGUCUUGCCCCAUAGACUCUUACCACGCUGCCUAUACAUGGGAGCACAACGGCCGGAGCAGCCCCUGCUUGCAAAUGCAGUCCAGCUGCCUGCACCUUAUCCCGGCCAUGGCACAGGAGAGCUACGGGACCUACCGGUGUGUAUCCACAGAGAGAGACUACACCAAAGUGGUAAAAGAAUACCAGCUUACUCGGCAACCGAUCGGCGAACCAAUCAGAAAUAGUAGUAGAGAGGUUAUUGUCAACAAAACUAAUGAUGCAGCAGUGCUUGCACCACAAAUGGUAGGGGUUAUAGUAAUAAUGAUAAUAUUAAUAUAAUAAUAAUAUAAUAAUAAUAAGAUAAACUUAUAUAGCGCUUUUCUAACACUCAGAGUCACUUUACAAUAAACAGGGCGAAACAAGACAACAGAUAAACAUAACAUAGACAUACAGUUAUGAGAAUAAAUGCUGGUGUUAUUGUGUCAUGGAUUUUCAAAUCUAUCUGAUUAUAUAGCUUCUACUUUUCUCACUUUGUAAUGUUCAAGACCUUAAAUUUGUUUCGCUAACCUUUUAAGUUAAACAGGAAACUGGCAGAAAUAGAAAGCGCAAGCACUCGGAACAUUUUGUAAACAUCAUUUCGGCCAGGGGUUUUCAGGCUGAGCACAUUUUAUUUUUAAAUAAACAAGGUAGCGUGACUGUUCCGCAGCCUGCUGCACCUUUUCUCAGCUUCCACCGGGGAAGCUCGCAUGGUUUUCCAAGGUGAGGGUGGAACAAAAAGAGAACAUUUAAAGACUGGCUUGCUGCCAUCACAAACAUGUCCAGAAGAGGGACUGUGUGAUAUGGAGCCUAACCAAUGGCUGCAGGGACUCGAUGCCUUUUGAUUAUUUGUACAUUAAGAAAUUGUGGUAAGGGGUGUCCGGGUAGCGUAGUGGUCUAUCCCAUUGCCUACCAACACGGGGAUCGCCGGUUCGAAUCCCCGUGUUACCUCCGGCUUGGUCGGGCAUCCCUACAGACACAAUUGGCCGUGUCUGCGGGUGGGAAGCCGGAUGUGGGUAUGUAUCCUGGUUGCUGCACUAGCGCCUCCUCUGGUCGGUUGGGGCACCUGUUCAGGGGGGAAGGGGGAACUGGAGGAGAAGCGUGAUCCUCCCACGCGCGACAUCCCCCUGGUGAAACUCCUCACUGUCAGGUGAAUAGAAGCGGCUGGCGACACAUGUGGUAGUCUGCAGCCCUCCCUGGAUGAGUGGGGUAAUUGGCCGGGUACAACUGGGGAGAAAAAGAGGGAGAAGUCCAAAAAAAGAAACGUUUUUUAUAAAUGAGCCCCAACAUGUGUUAUCACUUUGUUUCGUAGGAAGGAGCAAAUUUAAAUCGACGCUCCGCAUCUAUGAUGCCGGUAUGUCACAUGAGGCUAAAGGCAAUAGGUUCGUACAUGGCUGUUGUAGCCAUGAACGGCGCUUGUAAAGGGGUCCGUUUGAAGUGGUUGUUUCAUGUGAUUUUUUUCACACAAGUUUUUGCACUGCAAGCUUUGAAUAACCAAAGACUUUUUCCACUAAUACUUCCUCUAAUAGUCCUUAAGCAGAUAGCCAAAACCUUGCCUCUGGUGAUUGUAUAGAAAAUUCAUUAUGGAUAUAGUUUUAAGUCUGCCUAAUUUAAGAUAUUUAUUGUAUUACGUGAGUAUGAUCUUAUUUUAUGAAAUCAACUUGUCUGAAAUGUUCUCACUUAGUAUUAUGCUGAUUCUGUUUUAAUUGAAAGUCUUUAUUGUUCCACACUGGAAAUUACCUUUUUAGUAAGUGCUGUAUGUUUAUCCGUUGUAUGUUCCUAUAUUUCCGUUAUUGUGUAUUGCUAAAGUUAGGACUCAUCUCAGAAUUUACAAGGGAGCCAACAAACUGUCGUAUUAACAACAAUACUGUAGUAUUUACUGGAAUUCAAUACUGGCAAGCGAUUCACAAAAAAAAAAAGCCAAAAAAAAUGUGUUACUGGCUUUAAUUAUACUGCUCUAGCGACACAAUCUUAUUAAUUAGAUUUACCUCUGUCAUUUCUAUCCAGUUCUUUCGUUUAUCUUCCUGGUAGAUCGUUUCAUGUCUGUGGCUCAAGUGCAGCCUAAUGAAAGUGGUUGGGUCUUGACGGCACUGUUAAGAUCUUGAGCCUAAUCUGGUUUAUUUUUGGAUUCGCAGCCUGACUUCGUGGCCUUCCUUUUCGCCACGGGGGGGGGAAAUCCUGUUUACAGACGAGCCUAAAUAGCCAACCUGUUUGCUGUAAUUGCCGUAACAGUUGGAUGGUAGAACAGUUUUUCCUUUUAGGCAAACUGGAUGUGAUUUUGGGGCACCUCCUCGGUACGUUUCCUUUUUUUUGGAAUUUUACCUUCAGCCAAAAUAUCAUCACCUUGACACCUGUUGGCCGGAGACCCCUGUGCUAAGAGGCAUCCGCGCUAAGGUGGAUGCCUCUUAGCUUGCCUAUCUAUUCUACACAUCCUACGGUCUUCCCUGCUUCCGCAUUAAUGCGCCUCACUGGCCUGAUGUAUAAGACACAAUAAUACCCCAUUAGGUAACUACAGCUAAUUCUCUUAACCUGAGCUUGGUAUGGGAAAGCUCGAUUUAAUUUAAGCGGUGAAUAUAUUCUUGCUGCUAAGGGAAUGUUACUUUCAAGAGUCCAGUGCAGCCACUAAGAAAGCCUUUAUACCCGGCUUUACUACGCAGAAUUUUUCUUUCACCUUUUUGCAUCGGUGGAGGAGAGUCAUGGUAACGCCCACCGAGGCCCCGCUGGCCCAGGAGAAAACAUCUUCAUCCUUAGAAUAAUUACCAGUGUCCAGUGGGAUCGAUGGCCGUACACAGAAAGCUUCCCUGUUCUGGGGUAACCUCUGAAGUGUCCCGUGAGUUCCCCUUUCUCAUUCUGUUUCACCCUUUUUCUUCUCUUGGUCUGUGUAACAUGACCUUACAUGGUCCCAUAUCUUUACAAUGCACUGGCUAGCAGCUGUACUCAUGAACUUAUAUGGAACAUGUUGCACAAUAUAACCGUAAGUUACCGUCUCCGUGGCAUGGAAAAGUGACAUUACAAUCAUUAUAUAAUCAUCAAACAAUCAUUUCAUUUGAUUAUAUUCCUACACCGGUCAGUCCAAAUACAUACAAAACACAUUAUUUUAUAUUUCUUUUGACUUUCUCUGUUGUAAGUCCCCUACUCGCCUCAGAGUGGGGUCCCUGCAUAGUUCUUAAAAAAAGCAACUGUUACUGAUUAUUCUCAUGAUUAUGAACAUACGAAUAAUCAGUAAUCAGUGAUAAUUUAAUGGGAGCCAACGAAGUGACAUGAGGAUUGGUGUGAUCUGGGGAUCUAAGAUUGGUAUUGGUUAGCGGCCUGGCUGCCUUGUUUUGCAGAAGUUGCAGGUGGCACAGGGCUGCUUGGUUGAGACAGGAGAAAAGAGCAUUGCAGUAGUCAAGGUGUGAAAAAGUUAGGGUAUAGAUUAGUGAUUCAAGAUCUCCGAUUGACAGCAUUGAUUUGAUUUUUGCGGUGUUCCAGAGUUGGGGGAAAAAAACAGGUUUGAACAAGCUUGUUCAUAUGUAGGUUGAAAUUCAGGUUUUGGUGUAGGAGUACACCCAGAUUUCUUGAGGAGGGUAUAACAUUGGUGGCCAGACUUCUGAGACAAACUUAUUAGGAUCAAUAAGGAGAACCACAGUAUUGUCUGAAUUGAGCUGAAGGAAAGUGAAUGACACCCAUUCCUUAAUAGUAGCCAGGCAGUCAUUACCCAUGUCAUCUGGCUUAACUGAUAGAUACAGCUGCAUGUCAUCAGGGAAGCAGUGAUGAGAGAUGCAAUUAAACUGACUGACCAGGUGACCUAGAGGAAACAUGUGGACUGAGAAAAGGAUGGAACCCUAUGAACUCCACAGAACAUAGGGGCAGUUGAGGACACAGAGUUGUCUAUGGCAAACUGAAACUCCCUGUUCCCGUUCCGAGAGCCAACUGAGAUCACUGAGGUCAGAGGUAACUGUGAAGAGGAUCAUGGGCGUCAGCCUUAAGCCAAUGCUGACGCAGUGCUGGACAACUCAGUUCCUGAUGCUAUCCUGCUAUCAUAAGUGUUUGAUUAGUCUGAUUCUGUGGUGUGGUCAAAGUUAGGCGUAGCCUACUUUUCACCUAGUGGAGAAACUGAUGAUGAGUGCAGGCAGGGUGGAGUGGGUGGAGAAGAGUGUCAGGAGUGAUUUGCGACAGAAGGGUACCAGCAAGAGUUCAAGGGAAGGUUUACAGAUGGUUGUGAGACCAGCUAUGUUAUAUGGUUUGGAGACAGGCACUGACGAAAAGACAGCAGGAGGAGCUGGAGGUGGCAGAGUUGAAGAUGCUAAGAUUUUUUUGGGAGUGACAAAGGAGGACAGGAUUAGGAACGAGUAUAUUAGAGGGACAGCUCAGGUUGGACGGUUUGGAGACAAAGCAAGAGAGGCAAGACUGAGAUGGUGUGUCUGGUCCAGUAUACCCAGCAUCUCUCCUCCACAUGUGUGGAGGAGAGAUGCUGGGUAUACUGGGAGGGGGGGGGGAAUAUCUGCUCGGUCAGCCAACAAAAAAAUGUGAUCACUGACCCGGCUUCAAGCCGGGCUAGAAAAUUAUGCAAUAUCUGUAUUCAUAUCAGUGUUGAAAUCGGUAUUCAGUUUGGGCCAACUGCUGGGGCCUGGUCCAAAAACACAAUCAGUAAAAUAAUAUGUCCAUCCAUUUUCUGAACCGCUUAUCCUGCUCUCAGGGUGGCGGGGAUGCUGGAGCCUAUCCCAGCAGUCAUUGGGCAACAGGUGGGGAGACACCCUGGACAGGCCGCCAGGCCAUCACACAGGGCCGACACACACACACACACACACAAUUUAGUACGGCCCAUUCACCUGACCUACAUGUCUUUGGACUGUGGGAGGAAACCGGUGCACCCAGGGAAAACCCACGCAGAGAACAUGCAAACUCCACACAGAGGACGACCCCCAAAGCUGGCCUACCCCGGGGCUCGAACCCAAGACCUUCUUGCUGUGAGGCGACCGCGCUAACCACUGCACCACUGUGCCGCCCAGAGAAUAUGUCAUAUUCAGUUAAUGAUAAUGAAUUAUAUGGGUGACCCCAUAUAAUUCAAAGAUCUAUUCCAAUUACCUUCAUUCAAAGAAAAGUCACUGGGAAAACACCUUCAGUGUGUAAUAAGUCAAUAAGAAAUGCUUUUACAGGUGUUUCCUCUCAAUUAAUACAUUUCACACUGACAAUUUAACGAAUUCAAGACGUGUGAGUGUAGGGAAGAGGAUUAGGACCACAUGGGGGAAAUGCAUUAGGUAGUACCUGUAAUAGUGUCGAACGGCGGUCUCUGGGCAAUUGAGCCCCGGUUAAUGCUUUGUUUACAAUGUCCUGUUUUGGCUUGCGUGUGUGUUAUGUCUGAGGCGAGUGGGAAGAGGGGAGGGUUGUUGACGGUGUGGCAGGACCUUUCCGGUCUCUGGUACACCCACACCCAAACAAAAUGCCCCGUCUUCCCACUCAGCUCAAGCACGUGCUCGAAAUCAGACCAAAACAAAAACGCAAACAAAGUUCAGUCACCAAGUGUUGUGUUGACCGUGGUGUGUUUAAAGUUGUUUACUCCGCGUCACACGUUUGACAACACUACUCUUCUUCUGUCUGACAGAGAGUUUGACUGUACAACAUUUUACAACCAGGGGGUAAAAUGUGUGCUUACUGACCGUUUCAAGAUUUUUGUGUCUUUUUUUGUUGUUGUGCAUUUUAACCUUUAUGAGACACUACAGAAGAGAUAGACUUGGUUAAUGAGAAGGGGAGGGACAUAGAGCAAAACCCCUGAAGCAGCAUUCAAACCAGGGGCGCUGCAGGCUUGCACGAGUCUACGUAGUAUUGGAGUUUUAACUCGUUAACCCACAGGGGCAAUUCAAGUGCUCAACAGCUGACGCCAGGGUGACAAUAUCAAGGGUCACAACGGCCGAUCGUUACGCCAUUCAGUUAAACCUGCAUAUCUUAGAAAGCGUAACGAGUAUCGCUAAGAGAAAUAUGAGCAACUUGAACUGAAAAAAGGGGAUGAUUUCUAUAGGCAACGCGCAUGUGGUGUAAAACCUGCGGGGGGAGGAGCUGUGGUAGGAAAAAGUUCAGAAAAGAAGCAUGCCGUCAACGGUAGUGCACCCUGAUCAACAUCAAAUACACCAAAAAGCGGAAACUUCAAGUUCACUUGUUGAAUAACACUACUAAACACCCUUAUUGUUUAUUAUACAUACAGCAAAAUUGUGUUUUUCACUUGAAGGGGCUUUUAACCCUUGAAAAUGUGCCCUGAUAAAACUUAUAAGAGCUCAUUUGACGUCCGUCUUGAGCAUGAAAGUUCAUUCGGGCUGCACCCUGAUGGCCCCUAAGGGAAGAGUGGAUUUAGCAUGAAGCACAAAAAGAUGUUCACUGGUCAUUUUCAUGUGCUGUACAACAUCAAUUUCUUGAACUUAAGAAGCAGCCCUUUUUUUUUCUGAGGUUUGUUCAACUCUGCCUUCUUCCCAUCUACAGCCUUCAGAGACGAGUUCUAACGGUGUAUAUGAGCGGUGUAUAAACCUGGGGCCCCAAAGGUUUGGCCUCCGGAUGUGUAGUGGCUGCUUAAGAAUUUCUUUUCCAUUGUGUUUUUGUGAAAAGGAAGGUCAUUGGAGGAUAUAAAAAAAAAAAACACAUUGAUUUUUUUGCUCCAGUAACAGUUCCCUUGGGGGGGGGGGGGGGUUGUUACUAAACAGACAAUACAACACAGGAAAUGAACGUAUUUAUGUAUUUAUUUGUAUUUUUGUGUAUGGAGUGUAAAGCACUUUGUAACUGUGUUUUUAAAAGUGCUGUAUAAAUAAAACUUUGCUUGCUUAUAAAACAGC